AACACACCAAAACCUCUCUCCCUCCUUUUAACUCACAGUCCACUCUCAGUUAAAACCCUCAAAGCAAAAACCCUCACUCAACAAUGGCAGUAAUCACCUCUUCUUCUUCUUCUCAACAACUCCAGGUCCAUCGUUUCCCUCAAAACAACUACAUUGAUUCCCUCGGUUUUCUCCCGCAACUCUCCUCUUUUCACCGUCACAUCCUCCUCGCCACUUUCAACUCCGACUCCUCUAACUCAUCACUCCAACUCCUUAAUUUAACACAAAAAACUUCAAAUUCAGACUCAAACUCACCAGAAAUUACACUUCAGUCCUCACUUACAACACCAUCAAGAAUCAGCUCAUUAAAAACCUCACAAAACCCCAAUAAACCCCUAAUUGCGGCAUCUACAUUUUCUGGGGAUUUGUUGGUUUAUAAAGCUGAUUUGGUUAAUGGGUCGUUGGAUUUUCUCAAUUCGGUAAAAGGGUUUCAUUCGGGUCGGGUUGCGGGUAUUGAUGUGAGUGAAAAUGGGUCAGAGUUUGUGAGUGUUGGGGAGGAUGGGAGGAUUAAUCUGGUGAGUUUUGUUAAUGGGGGGUUGAGUUCUAAGAGAGUUUUUGAUGGGAAUGGGCUGGUUUCAUACGGGGCAGUUAAAUGGGCUUCUCCUGUGGAGUUUGUGAGUGGUGGAUUGGGAUUUGGUCUUCAAUGGUGGGAUCAACGACGACCCGGUGGACCCGUUUCGCAGUUUAAAGGGAACUGGACUCAUGGAUCAACUUCUGGCAUUGUACAUUCAAUUGAUAUUCAUCCAUCAAGAAAGCAUACUUGUCUUGCAGGAGGUUCUUCUGGUACUGUGUUUGCAUGGGAUCUUCGCUGGCAACAGCAGCCUAUAAUACUUGCUGGCGUGGGAACCAGUGAUCUUUCUGCUCUUUCACCAUCGGAAAGUGAUGUUUGGGAGGUCCACUAUGACAACUAUACUACUUCAUCCAACUACCGCAACAUCUCAGAAUCACGUGUUCUUCCUGCCAUGAUUUGCUCAGAAGAUGGCAUUCUUGCCGUAAUUGAACAAGGUGAAGAACCCGUUGAGCUUCUUGCUGAACCUUGUGCCAUCAACAGCUUUGACAUUGAUCGACAAAACCCAUCAGACAUUGUUUGUAGUUUGGAGUGGGAAUCGAUAGCCAUCUUGACAAGGUCUUAACUGCUGCUUAUGAAGCUGAGAACUUUGAAAGACUACUGCCUGUGAAGCUGAGAACUUUAGCUAUAUGGCGACGAGUUAUCUUUGUUUUGUUAUAUGGUUAAGCACUUAUUGGAAACAGCCUCUCUACCUGCAUUAGGUAGGGGUAAGGUCUGCGUACAGACCACCCUCCCCAGACCCCACAUGUUGGGAUCAAACUGGGUUUGUUGUUGUUCUUGUUAAGCACUUCAGUGUUGGUCUUCUGUCAAUUAUGAGAAAGUGUUGCUGUAAAGGAAAAAUGCUGGCAAAUGGACCCAUAAGUCUUGAAUUAAGGAAAUGAAUCGUUUUCUUCUUCU
Molecule: messenger RNA, 1504 nt
Organism: Nicotiana tabacum (common tobacco)
Lineage: Eukaryota; Viridiplantae; Streptophyta; Magnoliopsida; Solanales; Solanaceae
Product: nuclear pore complex protein NUP43
Cellular component (GO): nuclear pore outer ring
Molecular function (GO): protein binding
Source: RefSeq, a predicted model, not a curated record